AUGGCCCCGAGGUCCCCACCCCACUUCUCCGCUCCUUUCCUCAUCUCCGCAAGCAGCAGCCGACCAGCAACCGCCGACCAGGUCCGAGGGUCAGACCAGAUGCCCCUGGGGUAACCCCACCCCACCCCACCGCUCCCUUUCCUCAUCUCCGCGAGCAGCCGCCGACCAGCAACAGGAGCAGCAGCGCCUUCAAGGACACGCGCGGCCCCGCCGGCCGCGAGCAGGGGAGGCGGGCGGGCGAGCGCGGGGGGCGUCCGGGGCAUGCGGGGGGCGGAGGGGCGGCCGGCGCUGGCCGCAGCCCGGGAGGCCGCGGGGCUGGGCGGCGGCGGGGGGCCGGAGGAUGAGCCGGCCGGCCGGGAGGGCGAGGAGGGCGAGGCGGGCGGCUGCUGCAGCAGCGAGCGGCUGGUGAUCAACAUCUCCGGGCUGCGCUUCGAGACGCAGCUGCGCACGCUGGCCGCCUUCCCGGACACCCUGCUGGGCGACCCGGGCCGCCGCGUGCGCUACUUCGACCCCCUGCGCAACGAGUACUUCUUCGACCGCAACCGGCCCAGCUUCGACGCCAUCCUCUACUACUACCAGUCCGGGGGGCGGCUGCGCCGGCCCGUCCACGUGCCCUUGGACAUCUUCCUGGAGGAGCUCCGCUUCUACCAGCUGGGCCAGGAGGCCAUCGAGAGCUUCCGCGAGGACGAGGGCUUCAUCCAGGAGGAGGAGAGGCCCCUGCCCCGCCCCCUCUUCCAGCGCCAGGUGUGGCUCCUCUUCGAGUACCCCGAGAGCUCCGGCCCGGCCCGGGGCAUCGCCAUCGUCUCCGUCCUCGUCAUCCUCAUCUCCAUCGUCAUCUUCUGCCUGGAGACCCUGCCCGAGUUCCGCCAGGAGAGCAAGGGGCCCUCCGGGAGCUUCCGGGACGGGCCCCCGGCGGGCUUCCGGCAGGACUUCCCGGACGAGGACCCGCUCAUCUCGCUGCCGCAGGCCCCGGAGGCGGGGACCCUGCCGCCCGCCUUGCCCCAAGCGAGCGCUAGCCCCUUCUUCACGGACCCCUUCUUCCUCAUCGAGACCCUCUGCAUCAUCUGGUUCUCCUUCGAGCUGCUGGUGCGCUUCUUCGCCUGCCCCAGCAAGCCCGAGUUCUCCAGGAACAUCAUGAACAUCAUCGACAUCGUGGCCAUCAUCCCCUACUUCAUCACCUUGGGCACGGAGCUGGCCCAGGAGCAGCAGCAGAAGGAGCAGCCCGGCAGCUCCAGCAACGGGGGCCAGCAGCAGGCCAUGUCCUUGGCCAUCCUCCGGGUCAUCCGCCUGGUCAGGGUCUUCCGCAUCUUCAAGCUCUCCCGGCAUUCCAAGGGGCUGCAGAUCCUGGGGAAGACCCUCCAGGCCAGCAUGCGGGAACUGGGGCUCCUCAUCUUCUUCCUCUUCAUCGGGGUGAUCCUCUUCUCCAGCGCCGUCUAUUUCGCCGAGACCGACGACCCGGAUUCCUUGUUCACGAGCAUCCCGGAUGCUUUUUGGUGGGCGGUCGUGUCCAUGACCACGGUGGGCUACGGGGACAUGUACCCCAUGACCAUCGGGGGCAAGAUCGUCGGGUCGUUGUGCGCCAUCGCGGGCGUGCUCACCAUCGCCUUGCCGGUGCCCGUCAUCGUGUCCAACUUCAACUACUUCUACCACCGAGAAACGGACCAGGAGGAGCAGGCCCAGUACACUCACGUCACCUGCGGCCAACAACAGUCGCCUUUCUCGGAGCCCAGGAAAGGGGAGAGCAGCCCGUCGCUCAGCAAGUCUGACUUUCUGGAGGCGGAAGACUUGGAAUCGAUGAAAUAUUCCAACUUCAUUCCAGCAGGCAACCAGGCGUAUAAGGAGAACAAAUUGCUAACGGAAGUUUGA
Molecule: messenger RNA, 1866 nt
Organism: Euleptes europaea (tarantolino)
Lineage: Eukaryota; Metazoa; Chordata; Lepidosauria; Squamata; Sphaerodactylidae
Product: potassium voltage-gated channel subfamily A member 6-like
Exons: 3
Biological process (GO): protein homooligomerization; potassium ion transmembrane transport
Cellular component (GO): membrane; voltage-gated potassium channel complex
Molecular function (GO): delayed rectifier potassium channel activity; protein binding
Source: RefSeq, a predicted model, not a curated record